Molecule: messenger RNA, 692 nt
Organism: Oppiella nova
Lineage: Eukaryota; Metazoa; Arthropoda; Arachnida; Sarcoptiformes; Oppiidae
Source: the annotation of a GenBank genome assembly
GCCGCCCUGUAAUAAUAAUAAUAAUGCAAACUUAAUAAUAAUCAUAAUAUACUAUCGUUCAGAAUGUAUGGCCAACAGAUCAAAGGCCUAGUCUGUAGCGAUGAGUGCAACAAAUGGUUUGAAACAUUUUUAGGCAAACCAGGGGUACGUCUACUACAACAUCACGAGAGCUUUGAGUUCAGAGACACCAAUUCAGACAAACGCCGAAACGAUGACAAAGAGUUCCCAAUUAUAUACCAAAACAAAUCGGGUCUGCAUUUGAUUAACGAGAGUUCAAUCAGUCAUUUGAAUUCCCGGUUCUCUGAGGGCGCGGAUCACGUCUGUCACGAAAACUUCAGACCAAACGUUUUGGUCGAUUACCCCCAGACCUGGGCUGAGGACACGUGGAAAUGGAUGCGAAUCAAUGGCGUAAACUUCAUGAGACUACUGGUGUGCGACCGGUGCCCCUCCACUACUGUCAACCAGAAAACCGCUGUUAAAAAUAUGGAAACACUGGUGGCGUUAAAAAAGUUUCGGCCACCGGAAGGCAUAACUAAGAAAAAGGGUCUGGGUCCCAGUAUGGGUGUCAUAUUCGCUCAUUUAUCCAAUGGUUUCAUUCAUACCAACGAUUGUGUUGAAGUUAUUUACGGACCCAAUGAUGUCAUUUGAACUAAAUAUUCAUUAAAAGUUUAAUUAAAUCAUAAAUAAUUUCC